Messenger RNA from Adineta steineri, 2076 nucleotides. NCBI's taxonomy places the organism in Eukaryota, Metazoa, Rotifera, Eurotatoria, Adinetida, Adinetidae. The record is from the annotation of a GenBank genome assembly.
AUGGGUAGUGGUUCAAGUUUUUCUUUAAAAAAAUCUAAAUCUCAUGAAAUAACAAAAGAUCAAGCAAAUAAAUUACCUUCAAUUAUUUCUCAAGAAAAAAAACGACUUGAUAAUUUUGAACCAUUUACACUUGUUUGUCUUGAUAAUAAUAUUAAUGAUAAUGAUCAAGAAUUUCGAUCGAUUAUUGAUUAUAUUUAUUGUUUUAAUGAUAUAGAAGAAUGUGAAGAAUUUAUUUUAAAUACUAAAACAAUAAAUUAUGAUCAAUUAUUUUUUAUUGUUUCAAAUGAAUAUGUUACAAAUAUUAUAUCACAUAUUCACGAUUUACCACAAAUUAUUUCUAUUUAUAUAUUACAAGAAAAUACAUCGAAUAAAAAACGAACAGAUAUUAUUGAUGAUAGGUGGACAAAACGAUAUCCAAAGGUAAAAGGAAUUUAUCUUGAUCGUCAUAUUCUACUGAAAGAAUUAUCAUCUGAUGUGAAAACUUAUACAGAUAUAGGUGAUCUUCUUCCAAUAACAGUUUAUAGUCAUCUUGAUAUAUUUCAACCAAAUAAUUUAUCAAAUGAUCAUCUUCGUUUUCUUUUUUAUCAAUUAUUUCUUCAUGAUUAUUGUUUAAAUUCAUCUUCAUUAAAUAAAACAAAUCUUAUUGAAAUAAUUGAAGAUUAUUAUCGUUUAAAUGAAAAUGAACUUAAACAUAUUGAUGAAUUUAUUCAUGAUUAUCAAUCAAAAAAACAUGUUUUAUCAUGGUUUUUACGCGAAUCAUUUCUUCGAAGAUUAUUAACAAAAUCUUUAUUAAUAUUAGAUUUAAAAAUUUUAUUUGCAUUAAGAUUUUUUCUAAAAGAUAUGUUUAAAACAAUGAUUGAUAUUGGUUUAUCAUCAAACAAAUCUCGAUUGUUAUCCAACGAACAAAUAUUUUAUCGAAGUCAAGUUUUAUCUAAAAAUACAUUUGAACGAAUUAAAUCAAAUAUUGAUGAACUUUUAUCAUUUAAUAAUUUUUUCCUGGCAAAUCAAAAUCGACAUGAUUCAUUAAUAUAUCUUCGUCAAAAUCUUCCAACUUCAAAAUUAAUCUAUCGAAUUUUAUUUGAAAUAAAAAUUUCUUCUGAUUAUAUAUUUCAUAAACAACGUCCUUUUAUCGAUAUAACUCAUUUAACUUCAACUAAAAAUACAAUUUUAUUUUUUAUUGGUUCAAUAUUUCAAAUAAAUACAGUUGUAUUUGAUAUUAAUAAUGAUUGUUGGAUUAUUCAACUUCUAUUAUAUGAUGAAAGAAUAAAUAAUGAUUUUUCUCAAAUAUUUUCAUAUCUUAAUGAGAAUCAUAAUCCAAUAAUAUUAGCUAAUCUUCUUCGACAAAUAUCACCUAAUUCAGCUGAACAUUUUUAUAAACAUCUUUUAAAAGAAAAUUCCGAAUUCAUUUCCAAACAAGAAUGUUAUCAUGGUAUUGGUUUAUGUUUAUAUUCUCGUGAAGAUUAUGAACAAGCAUUAAUUUAUUUUUCUAAAGCACUUGAAAUGAAAUCAAAUGAUCAAUUCAUAAAAUCUUCUUUACAUAAUUCACUUGGUCUUGUCUAUGCUCAACAAGAUGAUAUUGAUCAAGCAUAUACACAUUUUUCUAAAGCAUUAAAAACUAGUUUAUUACCAUUACAUAGUGCUUGUAUUCAUCAUAAUUUAGCAUUAAUUUAUAGUAAACAAGGUUUAUAUAAUCAAGAACUUAAUCAUUAUCAAGAAGCAUUUGAUAUUCGAAUAAAUCAAUUACCUGAAAAUCAUUUACAAAUGGCUUCAUUAUUAAAUAAUAUUGGUAUUGCAUAUUCUGAUAUGCAGAAAUAUGAUGAUGCUUUAAUUAAUUUACGAAAAGCACUUGAAAUGAGACUUAAAUUAUUGCCUGAUAAUCAUAUUGAUGUAGCAAGAAACUAUGCAAAUAUUGGUGCUGUUUAUGUUAAAACAGAAGAAUAUCGAAUGGCUUUAGAAUAUUUUAAUAAAGCACAAAUUUUACUUGAACAUCAACAAUCAAUACCAGAUGAGGAUAUAAAACAAAUUAAUAAUAAUAUUAAAUUUGUUAAUGAUAAACUUAGGAGGAAAAGUUUUUAA